This is a messenger RNA of Amphimedon queenslandica, 3713 nucleotides long. RefSeq lists its product as uncharacterized. The transcript has 7 exons. Bases 37 to 1911 code for a protein of 624 amino acids. The record is from RefSeq and is a predicted model, not a curated record. NCBI's taxonomy places the organism in Eukaryota, Metazoa, Porifera, Demospongiae, Haplosclerida, Niphatidae.
GAUCUUUUGGCUCAAAAUUUAUUGACUGUACAGAGUAUGCUGAGAGAAAGGUCCUGCUCACGUGAUCAACAAAGGAAGAUCAUCACUCAUUCUUUGGAGUCAUUGCAUGAUGCAGCACUUACUGUAACGGGAUCACGUGAUCCUUUGAGCCGGUACCAGCUCUUACUUUGCAAAGAACUGGUUUUGAAUAUAAUGGAAUUAAUAUUUCUUUCGAUAGACGAGGAAAAAGAGGAGGAAGAAUAUAUUGUAUCAAUCCAGUCAUUACUUGAUAUCACACAGUUCAUUAAUGAUGGUGUCUCUGUGGGUGUGGCGAGAAAUGACUGUCAACGUCCAAGACUGGCUGUGGCGGACAUAUUUGACACCUUUGUUUUAGCUCGUGGGCGUGUUAUCUGUGAUAGUAUCCUAGCAACAAGCCUCCUCCCACUUCACCGGAUAAAGUGUCUUUAUAAUUUUAAUGAAAUUCUAACAAAAUCAAUAAUUGGACUAAUAAAAGGGGUAACCUCAUUAUUAACUGAUAGUAGGAGCAAAUUUUGUCGUGGGAAAACUUGGCAGGAAUGUAUUCGAUUGGUUGAUGGCUUUCAUGAUAGUGGCCUAUGCUUAAGAAUCAAUACAAGGAUAUGGCAAUGUGUUGGUGAUAGACUAUUAUCAAUCCUUUCAGUUGAAGACAUAUUAGAGAGUGAACUAAGAGAUAAAGUAAAAGCACUUCUCCACCAAUUUAUAUCAUCACAUGACACUAAUGCAGUUGCUCUGUAUUCUCCUGCUAUCUAUUGUUUCAAGUAUGUAUUAGCACGUUUAGAUGUAGAAGCAUCAAAUGAUAUCAUUUAUAAUGCUAUUGAAGAAAAUAUUCAUUUGCUGCAUGUCUCUUCAUACAAACUAGCAUCAUCUAAUGUGAUCCAGUCAUUAUCAAAAUCAAUCCUCUCACCUAUGAAUGACUCAGUCUCUCUGCUAUCACUCACCUUUAAAAACCAUGGAUCGAAAAUAAAUGAAGAGAAGACACAAGCAGUUGCCAUAGAAACUGAUAGACUCCACCUCUUUUGUCCAUUGUUGUAUUCAGUUCAUAGUUUGAUCUGGUCAUUGGGAAGGUGGCUGACUCUCUCAAUUAAGGACAGCAUCAUUUCUGGUCGUUUGUCAGCCAUUACUUCUCUUUUCUUUAUUCAUGGACCUCUCUUGCUCAAGAUGGAGGACGAAUUAAUUAAUGGGUGUGGUCAAGCAGGCGUGGCUCAUUUAUCACUCCCUCGGUCAUCGUCACAAUAUUGGGUGGGACAAUAUUGUGGGAUCCAGUAUGGAGGAUUGAGUGAUUGUAGUGAAUGGAUUGAAUAUCAAUUAUCAAGUCUUUGUUGCACAUUUUUUAAUCAAUGGAGAGAGAAAUGUCGUCAAAUUCUUGAGACUCAUUUCCCACCUCCUUCAGCCUGGAAGCAGCAAAAAGGAGGUGAUGAUGCUCCCUCAUUUUAUGUGAGUGUCUGUAAGGAACAGUUGAUUGAUCCUUUACUCCAAGCCUCUCAGUCUCUUGUGGAUACAGUCACACAAUGUUAUGUAGUUCAGAUAUCAGUAUCAAUCUUAUUUUAUGAAUUAAGGGCGAUAUUAAUGAAAGAUGAUAGAUACAAACUAAGCUCUGUUGGAGUCUUGCAGUUAAGAAAGGAUUACACAGAGCUGCUCUCAUUACUGACAGAACCUGCCAAUGGACUGCAUUCAAUCACACACUCUCUCAUAGCACUCUUAGGUGUGGCAUGUGACAUAAAGGCAGGGCUUGAUUUAUUGACCCAAGAAUCAAGUCCGUCUGAAAACACUGCUACUGCUACUAGUGAAGUAAAAGGAUGCCAGGAUCAUUAUUUGCUGAGAAUCGGUCGUAGUGUUGACAUCAUUGAGAAGGUAGCAUGGCUCAAUCACAGAGACUGGAAUAACCUCAAAUAAAAAACAUUAUAAAAUAAUGAACAUUAUAUUUCUUAUGAAUAAACUCCUAUUGAUUGAUGAUGUGCUACAUGACUAAAAGUGGGAAUCCUAUGAUUGAGCCACAAUAAGUUGUACGAUUCUGCAUAUAAGGUUUUGUGUGCUUUCAUCAUGUGAAUACUUACCCACACACUGUCUGGACUUAGAGUUAGCUGAUCAGGCGAGUUCUCAUAUGUCAUUGUUGUAGCAACAGUUAGCUCUGUAGUAGCCGACAAUUAAUUACAACCUGGCCAUAUUUGACCAUUAUAUUUGAUGUGACAGUUCACAGGCUCUUGUUGUCAGGCUUCCAUAACUGUUGUCACUCAACAUUGAUGCCUAUAAUUGAGCACCAUGCCACCACCCAUUACUGUGUCUUGCCUGAGUAUAUCUCUCAAUUAAGAAGUUAUGCUCAUUAUUAAGGGAUUGUCAUAAAAUAUUUUGACUAUCCUAGGAUAGUUUACUUGAGAAAAUUUUGGUAGUUCACAUGCAAGUGUUACAAGUGUUGGUUAAUGUUGGUAGUAACUGUUGGCAUGAAUGAACUGUGAUGUCUACACUUGUAUAUUGGCCAUUUGGUAAGAAUUUAUUAGAUUUGCAAAGUUUGUGAUCAUUUCAGCAUUAGCAUUGUUAGCAGUUGCUGUGGUCUAAUCUUAUUCACACCUUCAGCUAGGAAGUUCAGGUUGUUCACACUUCAAAAGGUGACACUUAUAAGAAUUAAUAUUUGAUCUCUGAUCUAACGUUGUGGUAGACCUUUCCAUGGCAACAAAGAGUGUGACAUCAGGCUGUCUAUAACUGAGGGAGGAAACCUCAAAAUAUAUCUAAAUAUGGUAUUAGGGAUUUAAGGUGUGCCUACAAUACAACUGUGAGUACGUGACAUCAUCAGCCUGCUCUUGUAUAUAAAGGAAGAUGACUGCUAUAGAAAUCAUCUAUUCAAUUCAAUCUCAGAAGUAAUUCUUUAUAGUAUUAUCUCUAAGAAAGAAAGAUGUCAAAAUCUAUAUUCAUUGGAGUAGUUUUGGCUGCACUUUUUGUGGUCACUCUAGCUCAAACUCAAUGUCUUCCUCAGGUCAGGGUUAGCUAUAAAGUCAGGGUCUUCUUCAACCAAACUUAUGAUGUCUGCAAUGCCACUACAGAAGAGCUGGAAGCAUUGGCUGGAAGAAUUACUACUCAGCUAUUCUCGGCAUCUACUGGUUUAGAUGCUAGCUGCAGUGCAACAUUGGAUGGUGAUAGUGUGGAGUGCAAGGAUGAGAAGACCAAGUCAAACUCUAAAAGCAAAUCAAACUCUAAAAGCAAAUCAAAAAGUGGGAAAGGAAAGAGCAGAGAAAGGAGCAAAACAAGCAAAGGUGACAAAUUAGAAUUUGAUGUCGUCAUAGCUUGUACAAAUGGUUCCAACCCAUGUCUCUUGGCUGAGUCUAACUCUAUAUCAACCGUUGUCAAUAAUAUCCGUGGCAUUCUUGAACGUUUCCAGCUCGAGAAUAUGCAGUCUCUUACUUUGGGUGAUAUGACAGCUGAUGCAAUGAUAAGGAGACCAAAAGUUGAAAGAUAUUGUCAAGUGCCUUCAACUCUUAGGAGAGGAAGGGGAAAGGGAAAAGGAAAGCGACCAAUGACUUGCAACUGCCCUGAAACAUGCCCAAUGUAGAAUCUGGGUGCAAUACUCAAAAGAAAAGAAAUAAUAUAUAAACUAGCUAUAUGUAAUGAUCAGAUUUCUAGUGUUUUGUAAUAAUUGCUAUAUAUUCUGCCAAUUCCCUUUAAUUUUUUACUUUUGGUUUUAUGAUACCUGAUAAUCUUUAAAA